AACUCCGCACGAUCUAAACCUUAUUGAAACAGGUUAAAACGGAUCCGAGGAAGAAUGCUUCUGCUCCGCGAGAUGGCCAUCAUCGCAAUAAGGAAAAAAAACGGGAGUGUCCAUGAAGUCGGGUUGGGUGAUGCGCGAUUAGCGCGCUAUUGCCUACGACCUUAGGAUAGCUUUAUAGCGGGGAAGGGAGGCGGGGUUCAUCAUCAGUUGUGGUUAGUGUCAAUUUGGCGGUGAAAAACCCGCCCGUGGAGAGUGGGGGAGAUGCAUACGGGAUGAAGUAUAAGCCGACGAGCAUGAAUUGCGUUGUUUGGCUGCUUCGUCGAGCGUGAGCGGGGACGUUGCGGGAGAGUAAUGCUGCUCAAGUUCCAUUCUCGGGUUUUCGACUUCGUUUCAUACACCGAGGUGCCGUCUGCUGCCCUGUCCUUCCACGGGCUUCGAUAUCGUAAGGUUCACCUGAAGAAGCUUCGGCCUUUCCAUAUGCUGAAUUAUGCUUUCUGUCAGGGCCUCUCAUGUUUGUGAUUGCGGUUAAUCGGCUAUUUUUAGUACUGUGAAACUUUAUCGUCCGAUACCGAUGCAUUCAGCAAAUAUGAUUCGAUAAAGCGUGUCGCAUCACACCAAAACAACGCAAAUGAGUGGCCAGCAGUUCCACAUCAUGGCGUAACGAGUGAUGUGUUGUGUUUACUGUUCGUCAAACGGUCGGCUUCGUCUCGGUUGACGUUCUUCUUAAUUACUUGGUUGGACAAAAGCUUUUGUUAUUGCUUGACAUAAUCUCGUGAACGUACGCCCACGACAGCUGUUCUCGCUUGCCUACCUUUCGAUUUUUGACUCAAGUACGCUUCCGCGGUUCGUCCCCCUUCCACUCGCACUGCCAUAAGCGUCUUCGCAUCUCCGCGAGAAUUGCUCAAUUUUCCCUUCUCCCACAUCCUCUCAAGCAUGGGUCAGUCAUUUUCCGCCAUCGCACUGAACGUUCUCAAGUACGGUGGCCUGGCCUCACUUCUUGUCACACUCCUCACACUUGGCCUUUUAUACUCGUACCAGACGAGCAUUAUUUAUCCCAGUUCGUUCCCCAAGGGCUCUCGGACCAAUGUUCCUCUUCCCAGCACUUACAAUCUCAAGUAUGAGCGUCUUUCGUUAAAAACGCGUGAUAAGCAAACGUUGGACUCUUUCCUUAUGCUUCAGGAACAUGACCCUGAGUCUCGUCCUACGCUCUUGUACUUUCACGCCAAUGCCGGCAACAUGGGUCAUCGCUUGCCCAUUGCCCGUGUAUUCUACACGGCUCUUAACAUGAACGUGUUCAUCAUCUCCUACCGUGGUUAUGGUAAGAGCACAGGAGUCGCGAGCGAGAAUGGCCUUCAAAUCGAUGCUCAGACUGCACUUGAUUUCUUAAAAGACCAUCCUGUGUGCUCCAAGACCAAGAUUGUUGUUUAUGGCCAGUCCAUCGGUGGUGCCGUUGGCAUUGCCCUGACAGCAAAAAAUCAGGAUUCAGUUUCGGCCUUGCUGUUGGAAAACACCUUUUUGUCCAUUCCCGAUAUGAUCCCUACCGUCAUUCCUUUUGGUGCGCCCGUUUUGUCUCGUUUCUGCACUCAACGUUGGCCUUCAAAAACGCGCAUUAAGAAGAUCGACAAGGUGCCUGUCUUAUUUUUGUCUGCUGAAAGUGAUGAGCUCGUACCACCUAGCCACAUGAAACUUCUUUUCGCUGCCUCAAAGUCGCCAAAGAAGCAGUUCAGAUCCUUCCGCAAUGUUCACCACAACGAUACCUGUUUGGCUCAGGGCUAUUUCCAAGUCAUUGCCGACUUUUUGCAGACAAACGAUGUUCUUAAACUGACCGCUUAAUUCGCAUGGCCUUUGCCGAAACAUAAUUGUUACGACGUACGCUAUUCUUUCUCUUUGGUCAGAGUGUUAGGAAUAGUCCAGCUCGCCUGUAGCCGACAGGACACACAUCCCCCUGCUGGCUUUUGUCUUUCUUUUCUGUUUCCUCCUUCUUUUCUCUCUUAUUGUUCCCUUGAUUUAUAUGCUGGUAACGAUCAAGAGCCCCUCUUUGGCACAACGUGGUUCUUGGGUAUCCCUAAUUCUUAUUUGAUUUUAACUGGUCACAAGUAAAAAAACAAAUGGCUAUUAAAAAUAUACACAAAUCAUAAAAGGGUAUCUCAAAA
Molecule: messenger RNA, 2153 nt
Organism: Schizosaccharomyces japonicus yFS275
Lineage: Eukaryota; Fungi; Ascomycota; Schizosaccharomycetes; Schizosaccharomycetales; Schizosaccharomycetaceae
Product: esterase/lipase
Exons: 1
Coding region: 934-1833 (299 amino acids)
Biological process (GO): macromolecule depalmitoylation
Source: RefSeq, a predicted model, not a curated record